AUCUGGCGAAAGACAGCAGCAGGAUGUUGACGUGUAUCUGUGCGAGAGACCCUCUCUAAAAAUGCAGAUUUUAGCCAAAUUUCUCGUUUUUAGCUCGCUUUUAGUCAUCUCGCUAGUUCAUGCUAGGAUCUCCGACCUUCGGCUGUGCGUCGACGAAAAUUGCUCAGUGCCUGUUUCGAUAGCACGUUCAGUGUUGUCUUACAACAGCGAUGACGCCAGAAUCCUGUCCUUUAAACCGUCAGACAAAAUUGUCAUCUAUAGCAAGUCUGCUGGCAGCAAACCUGACCUUUGGGGAGCGGAGAUCAAUGGAAAGAGGGGUUACGUACCUAAAGACUUGAUCAGAGAGCAGAAAAUUUUAAACAGCAACCUCAAGUUCACUGUUCCUACUGAACAGGUGGCCCAAGAAGCUGAGAAAAAUCCUGAAAAUGAAGCCACCGUAAAGCCUUUUCUUCCAACACCUGUGCCUGACACUCAGCAAGAGCUAAAUGCAGAAAACGAUCCAAAUGUGAUAGUGGUGGAUGGGACCACAAUAUACAUGUCCGAAGAUUCGGACAUAGAGAAAACAAUUACUACUGGGCCUCCACCCCCUCCAGAAACUAUCCCUCCCGCUCCUAGUAGUGAGACGCCACUUCAGCCACCUACCAAUCUGAACUCAGCUAAGGAGGAAAGCAUACCUGACCAACCUCAAGAGGAGCUCACAACACCUGAACCGGAGACGCCGGACAAAAAACCUCUUGUAGAGGAGGAGGGAGUCAAGACAGAUGAUAGCACAGAGGCGGUUUCUGAACCUCCUGAGGUGGCAAAGGAUGAAACAGUUAUGGAAUAUAUCAGUGAUACCUUGACAGGGUGGUUGGAUGCGAGUGGUGAGGGUAAACAGGAAGAAGUGGACACAGGACAGGAUGUCGGUCAGUCGGAAGAGGUUACAGAAAGUGUGACAGCGGAGCCACCUGAAGACGUUCAGGUUGACCUUACUAAAAUCAACCUCUUGUCCACCAAGGGCAACAAACAAGAACCUGAGGUUAACGAGGCACUCAAAGUUGUGGUGGAUGAGCCACCAGUUCAGACAGUACCAAGUCCACACCCAGAUGUAGAAGAAAGAGAAUCUUCAGAUGAAAUUUACCAUCAAUAUCCUAGUUCCACAACUCUGCAGGCAGAAGAGAUGGCUUCUCAGGAAACCUCAACGGAAGUUUCAUUCAAUGAAGAGGACAGCCGGCCGCCUUUAUCUGCAGAAGAUGAAACGUCAUCGGAAGUGCCAUUGUACAGUGAGGAAGUGACAACUGAGUCAGCAGAGGUUACGUCGCCUCCGCCUGAAGAGACAGCUUCAGAAGAAACUACCAUGAUGUCCCAAUUUGAAAUUCUUCAGCCUUUAGAAGAGCAAAAGCAAGAGGAGGUACAGUACAGUCCCUACCAAAACUAUGAAACUGGCCAGGUGGUAGAAGUUGAAACCGAAAAGGUGGAGGAAGUUACCACUGAAACGACACUUGUUGUUGAGGAAGCCCAUCCGCCUGUUGUUGAAGACGAAACAACAGUUCCAUAUCCGCCUCUGGUAUCUGAGGAAGUGACGCCAGCGCCGGCAGUCCAAGAAGACGCAGCUGAGAGUACAACCUCUGCAGACUCUGUUGAAACUACGCCCUCUGCAGACACUGCUGAGACGACUAUGACUGAAGAGUCCCCACAGGAGGAAACAACCCCGUUAGAGAGAGACUCGGGUGGGAUAUUUGCUGAUUGGGUUUACAAUCUGUUUGGAAGCUCAAGUAGCGAAGAGGCUACGGAUGCCACGCCAGAGCAGGUGAUCACUGAAAAGCUUCUCGCUGAGGAGCCACCAGCCGAAGAGAGUGCGUCGUCUGGGUCAUGGUUUUCAUUUGGUUCUACUGUCGAGCCGGAAAUUUCUACAGCUGAUGUUACUGGAGAUGCUUGCUUUGCUGAAUCUUGUGCUCAAGUUGGCGCUGCUCCAAACCACCAGCCAGCUGAUUCUGAGCAAUAUCACCAGCAGCAUCACCAAGCCCACUCAGAGGCCUCCGCCAUAGAAUGGGAUGUUGUGGCUUCCUCAGGCACCAUCCUAUAUCUGGUUGUCACUGCCAUCACGGUUCUCCUCUUCACGCUUGGCCACUACUUCAUUGAGAAAAUGAGGAGAGACGGUGCUUUGAUUGCUAAGAUCAAUACGCUUCAAAGGGAACUGCUGGUUUCGUCCAAGGAAUGUUUGAUUUUGAAAGAAGACCUAGAGACCACAAAGGAAAAGCUGACUGGCAUUGAAACAACCACGUCUGAUUCUUCAGGAGCUAUUUUGGAAAUUCGAGCAGAACUGAGUGAAUCCCAGAGGUUGUGCCAAGAGCAAGAGGAGCAGAUUAAAACCCUGGAGUCGGAGCUUGAGGCAGCCACUGAGGCUGGCCUUGAACUAAAUAAAAUGCUUUCUGAAUUUCUAUCAACGCAGCGUGGAUCUCAGGAUUUAGUGAAGAGUGUUGAACUGCUACAGGGCCAACUUAACAAACAGCAGGCCACCAUCAGCUCCAUGAACCAGACUCUCAACUUAAAAACUCAAGAGAAUGAAACAUUGAGAUUGGAACUCACAGCUGCCAAUGACAAAAUUUUGGAUCUAGAACUUGACAUCGAUGGCAUCUCGAAAAACCUAUCCACACUGCAAGAUGAAAAGUUGAAACUGAAACGGGAGUUGGAGGAAAACUGCUGCACUCUGGCCAACCAACUGCAGGAGGCUACAAAUUUGAGAGAAGUGGAAGUAGACGCGGUCAAGAAGAAACUGGACGCCAGCGAAACAAGUUUAAAAGAAGUUCAAAACGCUUUAAAACACAGAAACAGCGAGUUGGAGGCUCUCAAGGAGAGCAUCUCCAAGCUAAGCACCCUCAAGGAAGAUAAUUCAGACAAAGCAAACCGUAAACUGGAAGCAAUGCUGGAUGUUAGCAAGGUUCAGGCUGAGUUGAAACUACUGAUCAGCGAGAGGGAUGUCCUGAAGGAACGACUGCAAUGUGAAGAAGACGCCAGACAACUGCUUGAGGACCACAUGAAAAUGGUAAAAGAUGAGGUUCAGAAACUGCAUGAAAAAGGAGAAGCUGCUGAAAAAGAGAAACAAGAUGCGUUGACAAGGCUGGAAGUGCUUUCUGAAUAUUUCAAGGAGAAGGAGGCACAGCUGCAAAAGGAGCUUGGAUUGCAAGAAGCGUUUAGUGUGAUGAAGAAUGAAGAUUUCAGUACCACGCAGACAAGAAUCAAGUCACUAGAGGAAGAGGUAGAAAACUUCAAUUGUAAUGCGAAACCGAAACCGGCAAAAUCCUUCGAGAGACAGAUCAGUGUCGAUUACCCCAACAUCACCAGUAAUAGAAACAACAAAUUACAAAAGCAGUGGCCUCCUCGUCCAGCCACGCCCGUUAAAAUUGCCCAUCAGUCGCCAGCCAAAAUUGCCCAACAGUCGCCCAUUAUAAUAAUAGGGGCUCAAAAUGAAACUCUGAAGCAGGAGAUAAUUGACCAGGAGAAGGGCCUCAAAGGCCAGAUUGUAACGUUGGAAAAGAAAGCACACGAAAAUUGGAUUGCCGCACGACAAGCCGAACGAAAAUUAGACGAAUCCAAACAAGAAUCGAGUACUUUACGAAAUAGACUUACCAUGCUAGAGAAAGGUACUUCUCUAGUCACUCAAAAUGGUGAGGAAGGAAAGGGUGCUGCAACAAGACUGCUAGAGAGCAACGGCGGCGAGUUGCCUACCUCGCCUGGCCUGCAUAUCGGCGAUUCGCCAACGCCCCAUUUCAUGCUGCCGCCACCGCCUCCACUGGGUGCCUUCAUGCCGCCUCCACCGCCCCCUGAGUACAUGCAGUCGCCACCCCUGCCUCCUCUGUACCCGGACCGCCGACCGCCUCCCCUAGGUCGGAUGAGUUCUCCGCCCCCGCACCACUUUUCACCCCCGCCCCCAGACCGCUACAACAGCUCGCCGUACCGCCCCCGCUCACCCGGCUCUGACCGCUCCCUGCCCCGCUACCGCUACGGCAGCAGGUCGCCGUCGCCGCCACCCUACGGUGGCGGGGGUAGUAACCACGACUACCCGCCCUAUCACUCUGCAGGCAGGCCUUGGGAGGAGCCUCGAGCUGGUUUCAGGCCCGUCCCCAGGGACAAAGAACUCAAAGGUUCAACCAUGAGUUCAGGCCAUUCGUCCUCAGACUCGGUUGGCAAAUCCAGCAGUCAUCGUAGUGGCAAGCGAGGCAAGUGAAACUGCAAACCCUUUGCGCUGCUGAAGUGAAGUCGUUCCUGUGAUCCCGAGUUUAAAACUGUAGUUGCACUUUGCACUCACAAUCAGUUCCAUAUCAUUUCCUCCUUAUGUUUUCGUCAAGAGUUCGCAUUCACACACUAUGUAUAUUUUUGUUGGGAGUCAAUAUGUUACUCAUGUUACUAGACUAAAUUCAUUGAUAUAUAUUUUUUGAGCAGCAACUAUUAUCUGUGCAAUUACUUGUGUCCACAAAACUUUCUUCUUGACCAGUCAAGCCAAAUAGUACACAUACUUACUAUGCACCUUUGUUAGGAACUGAAUUUUCGCGUGUUUUGUACUGGUGAGAGAGUAUGCUGAUAGAUUGCAAGUGAAACGAACUUUUUGCUUUUGUGUACAGUCUCAUGUUAUGUUGCUGAUUUGAAAUUUUAUUGAUUUGCUGAACUUUGUAUGAUAUUUGGAUACAUGAAAAUAAACAAUGAGUAUUUGAUAAGGCGAUAAAAAAA
Messenger RNA from Cloeon dipterum, 4707 nucleotides. RefSeq names its product transport and golgi organization 1 (gene Tango1). The record is from RefSeq and is a predicted model, not a curated record. Gene Ontology annotation, molecular function: protein binding. Gene Ontology annotation, cellular component: endoplasmic reticulum membrane; endoplasmic reticulum exit site. The transcript has 19 exons. Gene Ontology annotation, biological process: vesicle cargo loading; endoplasmic reticulum to Golgi vesicle-mediated transport; protein secretion. Bases 62 to 4207 code for a protein of 1381 amino acids. NCBI's taxonomy places the organism in Eukaryota, Metazoa, Arthropoda, Insecta, Ephemeroptera, Baetidae.